Solanum tuberosum (potato) is the source of this 2094-nucleotide messenger RNA. Its product is annotated as sorting and assembly machinery component 50 homolog B-like. The coding region runs from base 113 to 1687 and encodes 524 amino acids. The transcript has 4 exons. Gene Ontology annotation, cellular component: outer membrane. NCBI's taxonomy places the organism in Eukaryota, Viridiplantae, Streptophyta, Magnoliopsida, Solanales, Solanaceae. The record is from RefSeq and is a predicted model, not a curated record.
AAGAAUUUGCAAAACCCCACACCAUUUUGCUUUUCCCCUCUAAUUUUAUUCCCUUUUUCCUUCAAGUCUUCUCUUUUACAUUAAAAAAACCGUUUCCCCUUUGCAACCCUGUAUGGCUUCCUCAAGCAAAGAGCCGAUCUCCAAUCCCCCAAUCCCCGACGAAGACGAUGAGGAAGAAGACGAUUACGACGAAAUCGAUGAAGAUGAUGAAGAAGAAGAAGAGCGAGAGCGAAGGCCAGUAACUGAAGAAUCUCGAGUGCGUUCCGAUAGGGCUAAAAUGGAGAAUUUAUUCCGGCGGCUGUCGUCUGAGAGAGUGCCUAUAAGAGUCCAUGAUGUGAUUAUCCAAGGGAAUACGAAGACUAAGGAAUCACUUAUUGAGGCCGAAAUGGAAGCCCUAAAAAAUGCAACAACUCUUCAGGAGUUGCUUAAGGCUGCCAGUAUUGCAAAUGCGAGACUUCAACAGCUUGAUAUUUUCGAUUCCGUUAAAAUUACUCUGGAUUCUGGUCCACCGGAGCUGCCUGGGACUACAAAUGUGGUUGUUGAGAUUGUCGAGAGUGAAAAUCCACUUACUGGAAGUGUUGGAGUUUUCUCCAAGCCUGAGGCUAGAGCUUGGUCACUUGAAGGUUCCUUGAAGCUGAAAAACUUGUUUGGUUAUGGGGAUAUAUGGGAUGGGUCUUUGGCCUAUGGCUUGGACCUGACUUCAGAGGUCAGUGCUGGUGUGUCUCUCCCCAGAUUCAAAAAAUUGAUCACCCCUGUGACAGCUCGAUUAUUUCUUCUUUCCCAAGAUUGGCUGAAGUUCUCCUCAUAUAAAGAACGAGCGUUGGGACUUUCUCUUGGCCUACUGUCAUCCAGAAGGCAUGAUUUGUCCUACAGUCUCGCUUGGCGAACCUUGGCUGACCCAUCUCAAAUGUCAUCAAGAGCAGUGAGGAGACAGCUUGGGCAUAGCUUAAUUUCGGCUCUGAAGUAUACAUUCAAAAUUGAUAGGAGAAAUUCUCCUUUAAGACCAACCCGAGGAUAUGCCUUUCUGUCGUCUUCUCAAAUUGGUGGCGUCUUACCAGAUCAUCGGGGGUUACGCUUUCUCCGUCAGGAGUUGGACUUCCGCUAUGCUUUACCUCUGGGAUUUUAUAAUGCUGCUUUCAACAUUGGAAUUUCCGCUGGUGUAACUGUUCCAUGGGGAAGUGGGUUCUUAAGUCAUCCCACCUAUUUACCUGAGAAAUUUUUCCUGGGUGGUAAUUCUUCUCCAGUUUGUGCACUGGGUGGCCCAUCAUCUUUGUUGGGCUUUAAGACCAGGGGAUUGGGCCCUGCUGAACCUAGAAGGCAAGUUACAGAAAAUUCCACUGAUGAGAGCUCUGAUGCAUCUUCUGCAAUGGAUUUCGUGGGAGGAGACCUUGCGGUUACUGCUUUUGCAGACCUUUCUUUUGAUCUACCACUGCGGGUAUUGAGAGAAGCUGGGAUUCAUGGCCAUGCUUUUGCUUGUACCGGAAGCCUGAAUAAAUUGACGGAAAAUGCGUAUAAAGAUCUAUCUUUACAGAAAUUCAAAGAAUCAUUCCGAGCGUCGGCCGGAUUUGGUGUCAUUGUACCGACCAAGCUCUUCCGAAUGGAGGUUAAUUACUGCUAUAUACUGAAGCAGCAAGAGCAUGACCGAGGGAAGACUGGUGUGCAGUUCAGCUUCUCCUCAUCUUUCUAGAAGCUCAACAUUGCAUGUUCUGUUCCCAGUGAAUUGAUACGGCAUGAUUUCCUUCCCCCGUUUCUCUGUUUUGUAUGAGAUGCAAAUUUAGGCGGCCCCAACAAGUGCACUUCAGUUUCAAACUCUGGACAAUUUUUCAAUCCACUGUUACAGGCAAAUAAUUGGUGGCAAGUAUUAGCAUACAUUCAAUACGUUGAUUUUCAAUCCGCUGCCCCAAAAUUCCCCGUUUGUUAUUGGUGAUUCAUUUCUUAUUCUGGGAGUUCACCUUUGAAAUUGAUGUUUUUGAUGUGCUAUACCCUUGUAUCAAGAGGCUCACUCAAUACAGAGGACCAUUAAAAUUUCUUUAACGGGCGACCUUUACGAGUUAUGAUUCGCUUGUAGGAGUCCUUAAAGAGACCUUUUGGAAA